Teleopsis dalmanni is the source of this 932-nucleotide messenger RNA. Its product is annotated as nucleoporin Gle1-like. The coding region runs from base 47 to 928 and encodes 293 amino acids. The record is from RefSeq and is a predicted model, not a curated record. Gene Ontology annotation, biological process: regulation of translational termination; regulation of translational initiation; poly(A)+ mRNA export from nucleus. Lineage: Eukaryota; Metazoa; Arthropoda; Insecta; Diptera; Diopsidae. Gene Ontology annotation, molecular function: phospholipid binding; inositol hexakisphosphate binding; translation initiation factor binding. Gene Ontology annotation, cellular component: nuclear pore cytoplasmic filaments; nuclear pore; cytoplasm. The transcript is spliced from 3 exons.
UAUACCAAGAAAAUAUUAUAUAUCGAUACUCUUUCAAUCAACUAAGAUGUUUUAUACUCAACUUCAAACUGCAUAUCCAGAUCGUUUUGAAUUGUAUAAGAAAUUUAAUGAACUCUAUGAAUCAAAAUUAGAAAAAGUAAAGCCUUUGGUAAAUGAUGAAUCCUCAAAGAAAUUCUUACUCGCCUGUCAAAAAGCUAUUAAAGAACCAGUCAACGCUAUAUCAGCAGCUAGUUCACAACAUCUGAACAAUAAAUUUGACAAAAUUUAUGAUUUUAUAAAUGGUCAUCCAUUUAAGGUAGCUGAAGAACAAGGUGAUGUACUAAUCGGAAGCGUGUCGCAAGCCGCCUUUGGUGUAGCAUCAAUAAUUGUUUCAUUAUGGAAAGUCCUACCCGAAUUUGGAGCGCUUUUUUUAGCCACCCUAUAUAAGGAAUCCCCAUACUUAGUACCAUAUUAUGUAACUAAACAACAACAACAAUCUACUGAUGACUACCUUAAAACACUCGGCUACAAGUUCAAAAAAGGCAUGCUUGAAAAUCAAGAACAAUUUCUGAAAAGACAAACUGGUUAUGCUCGACUAUUUUCAGCAAUUAUGAUAACCAGUGGUAGAAAAAUUGAUGAACAGCCUCAUCCAUUCGGUAAAGAACACUGUUGGAGUUGGUUAACUAAUUUUAUAAACAUGGAACCGUACCCAAAUGUUUCUACAACAAUACUUUACGAGGUUCUGAAAACAGUUUCAGCGAAUCUUUAUGAAACUUAUGGUAAACAGUUUUUAAAACUGAUUAUAUUCAUAAGACACACAUAUAUACCAAAAGUAAAAGAAAUUAAUAGUGAUGGACUAACUGUGCGUCUGGAAGUUUUACUGGACGAAUAUUUAAAAACUAAAUCAUUUAAAAUGCCAUUAGGAUUUUUAUCAAAAGAUUUUUGGUAAUAAA